Molecule: messenger RNA, 2530 nt
Organism: Neoarius graeffei (lesser salmon catfish)
Lineage: Eukaryota; Metazoa; Chordata; Actinopteri; Siluriformes; Ariidae
Product: zinc finger protein OZF-like
Exons: 6
Coding region: 107-2209 (700 amino acids)
Biological process (GO): negative regulation of transcription by RNA polymerase II; regulation of immune system process; cellular developmental process
Molecular function (GO): DNA-binding transcription repressor activity, RNA polymerase II-specific; histone methyltransferase activity; protein binding
Source: RefSeq, a predicted model, not a curated record
AAAAGCCGAUGCUCGUCUGAACCGCUUUAGCCCCUCGAUUUAUAAAAAUAAAAGCACAUUAUUGUGUCUGGCUCUGAGGAUUUAAACCCCUGAGCUGCGUGAGGACAUGAAAACUGAGACAUCCAUGGAUAGAGAGACCUCAGAAGCCUGUGUGAAGAAAGAGGAGACGCUGGAGCUGAAAAUCUACAACUAUGGAGACGAUCUCGACAACCCACCUGAAGGUCUCUCCGUUAAAGCGGAUGAUCCUGACAAUAAAGACUAUCUCUACUGUGAAGUUUGCAAAUCCUUCUUCCUCAACAAAUGUGAGGUUCAUGGACCACCCCUCUUCAUCCCAGAUACUCCUGUUCCCAUGGGAGUCCCUGACCGAGCCAGACAAACUCUUCCUCCUGGGCUAGAAAUCCAGAAGUCCAGUAUUCCUGAUGCAGGCCUGGGAGUGUUUAAUAAGGGGGAGACUGUUCCAGUAGGUGCACACUUCGGACCCUGCCAGGGAGAGCUGGUGAACAGAGAAGAAGCCAGGAACAGUGGAGACUCCUCGGUUGUAUACAGGAGCAUGCAGUGUGAAGAAUACAUUGAUGCCAAAAGAGAGAUGCAUGUGAAUUGGAUGAGGUAUGUGAAUUGUGCCCGUAAUGAAGAAGAACAGAAUCUUGUGGCAUUUGAGUAUCAAGGGGGAAUUCUGUAUCGUUGCUGUCGAUCCAUUAGCCCAGGACAGGAGCUCUUGGUGUGGUAUGAAGAGGAGUACACCAAAGAACUCAGUCCUGCACCAACAGGAACAACCAGACAGCAAGAAGAAAAGAACGCUCUGCUGCAAGUCUUUUCCUGCUCCACAUGCCCUCAUUCUGAUGCAUCUCAAAUUUCCCUCGACAAACACAUCCAGAGAUGCCACUAUGAAGAGUACGCGAGACUGCGAGAAUCAGGAGAGAUUAAAUAUGAGCUUCAGAUCCCCUACAAAUGCUCCAGUCGUCAACCAACAUCAGCUGAUACUAUCCAUUCUGAUACUUCCCAUAAUGAUAUACAGAAGGAAAUUCACCACUGCUCAGACUGUGGAAAGAGUUUUAGUCAUCAGAAUGCACUCAAGACACACCAGUGCAAUCACACAGGAGGAGAUCCACAUGACUGCUCACAGCGUGGUAGGAAUUUUACUUACCAGAGUGCUCUCAAAACACACCAGGGCAUUCACACAGGAGAGAAGCCGUAUCACUGCUCACAGUGUGGGAAGAGUUUUACUCAUCGGAGUACUCUCCAACGACACCAGCGCAUUCACACAGGAGAGAAGCCGUAUCACUGCUCACAGUGUGGAAAGUGUUUUACUCGUCAGAGUGCUCUCCAAAUACACCAGCGCAUUCACACAGGAGAGAAGCCGUAUAACUGCUCACAGUGUGGGAAGUGUUUUACUCAUCGGAGUAAUUUCAGAAAACACCAGCACAUUCACACAGGAGAGAAGCCGUAUCACUGCUCACAGUGUGGAAAGUGUUUUUCUCGUCAGCGUGCUCUCCAAAUACACCAGCGCAUUCACACAGGAGAGAAGCCGUAUCACUGCUCACAGUGUGGGAAGAGUUUUACUCAUCAGAGUAAUCUCCAAACACACCAACGAAUUCACACAGGAGAGAAGCCGUAUCACUGCUCACAGUGUGGGAAGUGUUUUACUCGUCAGUGUGAUCUCCAAACACACCAGCGCAUUCACACAGGAGAGAAGCCGUAUCACUGCUCACAGUGUGGUAAGAGUUUUACUCAGCAGAGUGGUCUCCAAAUACACCAGCGCAUUCACACAGGGGAGAAGCCGUAUCACUGCUCACAGUGUGGGAAGAGUUUUACUCAUCAGAGUGCUCUCCAAAUACACCAGCGCAUUCACACAGGAGAGAAGCCAUAUCACUGUUCACAGUGUGGACAGAGUUUUACUCAUCAGAAUGCUUUCCAAAUACACCAGCGCAUUCACACUGGAGAGAAGCCAUAUCAUUGCUCUCAGUGUGGACAGAGUUUUACUCAUCAGAAUGCUCUCCAAAUACACCAGCGCAUUCACACAGGAGAGAAGCCGUAUCACUGCUCACAGUGUGGAAAGUGUUUUGCUCGUCAGUGUGAUCUCAAAACACACCAGCGGAUUCACACAGGAGAGAAGCCAUAUCACUGCUCACAGUGUGAAAAGAGUUUUACUCGUCAGAGUGAUCUCCAGCGACACCAGCGUAUUCACACAGGAGAGAAGCUGCAUCACUGAUCAUAGUGUGGAAAGAUGUUUUUACUUAUUUAGUUACUUUUAAGACCUACAGGUGCAUUAACUCAGAGACAUUGCAUGAUUUAAAGUUGUCAAAUUAAAUAUGGUUAUUACAGUUUUGGCUGAAAAUGACCUGUACUUUGAACUUUAUUUUUCAUGUUACACUGGUCAACAAUUUUUCAGAAGUUGUCUGCUUCAGAGAUUAAAUUGGCUAUUAUGAAAUCUGGUGUGUUGAAUUAAAAGUGACGGUUAAUCAGCUGAUUGGCUAUGGCUUCCAAGAUAUUUAAGAUUUUAGAUUUUGUACUUACAGUAGUGCUUGAAAGU